AUGAGAACGGAUAAGUCAUUCUCAGAAUUAUGGUUAAAAACUAUACAAUUUUGUGAAACAAAUGACAUAUCAAUAGAAGUCUCUCAUCCUAUAACAAAACGGAAAAGAACUCAGCCGACUAAUUUGAUGAAUUUCCAUUUGGAAACCACAACUAGUGCUAAUUUUGAUGAACAAGAUCAAGAUGUAUCAGAAGCAUAUUGGAGGCGUACGGUUUAUUUUCCGAUUAUUGAUACAAUUAUCAAUAAUCUAAAGUUUAGAUUUUCAACAGAAAAUCUUCAUAUGGCUAAAGCUAUUGACAGUUUUAUGGACACGGAUUUUGAAAAAAGUCAAUAUUUUGAAAAAAAACUGUUACUUAAGUGUAAUGAAUAUUGA
This is a messenger RNA of Macrosiphum euphorbiae (potato aphid), 372 nucleotides long. NCBI's taxonomy places the organism in Eukaryota, Metazoa, Arthropoda, Insecta, Hemiptera, Aphididae. The record is from the annotation of a GenBank genome assembly.